CUUUGAUCACCCAAAAAUCCAAAAUAAAAAAUCUAGACUUUCUAAUACACAUUCAUUGUGAAAUUUAUAAAUUUAUGACCCACAUGCAUACAUUUAUACAUAUUCAUGCAAACUUUCUAUAUCUCUGUAUAUAUAUAUAUAUCAACCCUCCCUCCAUAAUCUCUAUACCUCUUCUCUCUCCUCCUUAGUCUUUAGCAGAUACAGAGUCAGAACAAUGGCGACUAAAAGCAAGAAGAAGAUCCUGAAGACUGUAUCUGUUGUCGACAUCAGCUGCGGCAACUGUAUAAAACCAACUUUCGCCUCUAUUUUCAACUUUUUCUCCAAAAAGCCUAAACGUCCCUCGUCUACUUACCGUCACUGCCACUCCUCCAUCUCCUCCGCCACACCCUCCUCCACGCCUUUGGCCACCGCAUCCGUCGCCGUGGAGAAAGAUUCUGACGAUCCGUACCUAGAUUUCCGGCAGUCUAUGCUUCAAAUGAUACUAGAGAACCAGAUUUACUCGAAAGAUGAACUUAGAGAGCUUCUUCAAUGUUUCCUCAGCCUCAAUUCUCACUAUCAUCACGGCAUCAUCGUCCGUGCCUUCUCGGAAAUAUGGGAAGACGUUUCCUCCGCCGCUGCUUCCGCCGUCGAAGCGUCCCCUCUCAUCACCCGUCAUGUGUCACGUGCGUCACGUGAUUACUAUAACUAUUACUAGCUAGGCUAUAUAAUCAAUGAAAAUAAAAAUAGCUAUCUAUCUCGUAUUUAUGUUUUUGUUAGGGAAGUAACGUUACCGUGAUCCUAAUAACACUUUUUAAUUAGGAAUAUGCCACGUCAUCAGUAUAAUGACACGUGGAAUAAAAGUGAUAAUGCUCUUACUUUAUUUAUCCUUAGCUUUGGUUCUUUUAUCUUUAGCUUUGGUAUCUUCAUUAUUCGUCUUGAUACCGUAGCAAUGAUGGUAAGAUAGAUGCUAAUGUAUUAUAACUCUGUGUAUGUGGAUUGUGGUUUGUGGACCUAUAUUAAUCUUCAGGUAUUGUAAUUAAGUAACAUCUUUAUUUGUUUUUGUUGCGUAGUUAUAAUCAGCCAAAAAACGAAUUGGGAUAGAUGACAUAUUUCAAAGGUUUUCGUCACUCGUGACUCUCUCUGGUAGUGACGUGAAUGUUCCCAACUACACGUUAAAUUUUAUUUAUUUUAAGUUACAGUACGAUGUCUGUAAAUUUUCUGAUCUUUAAUUAAAAUAUAUAAUCUUUUGUACAACAAA
Molecule: messenger RNA, 1237 nt
Organism: Arabidopsis thaliana (thale cress)
Lineage: Eukaryota; Viridiplantae; Streptophyta; Magnoliopsida; Brassicales; Brassicaceae
Gene: OFP6
Product: ovate family protein 6
Exons: 1
Coding region: 215-694 (159 amino acids)
Biological process (GO): negative regulation of DNA-templated transcription
Cellular component (GO): nucleus
Source: RefSeq, marked reviewed